CCGUAGUGAGUCACAAACGAAACUUUGCGAAGGGCGGACGCGCAGAUCGCGGCAUAGCGAAGCACCUUCGACCUGGGCGAGCAGCAAAAACAAAGUCAUCCUUCUUGCACGCAGCAACUCACCAGGCUCAGGCCGUCCGCCCUGCACUGGCCAUUUCGACGCGGUGUUUGUACGCACGAACAAAGCGUGUUCUGCGCUCGGCGCGUCGUCGCUUACAUCGCCACCUUCACUGCCUCAACGCACACCGCACCGCCUCGCGCCCUUCGCGACCUCAUCCGCUUCACCUACUUAUUCAACAUACAGCAAUGGAGGACCCUUCCCAGCACGACUGCCCUGACAUGCUCGCGUCCGGCUCGACUGUCCAGCACUUGCCAACCCGUGCCAACUUUCGAGCAGUCCCGGCUGACCAACAAGAAAAGAAGUGCUUUUAUUGCCGACAGGACCGACAGAAGUGUGAGUGGGUGAAGGAUCAGAAAAGGUGUCAACGUUGUGAGAAUCUAAAGUACACGUGCUCGCUGGACACUAUUCCUGCCUCGGCAGACUCUUCUCGACGCGUCCUUCGCUUUGCGAAAUGCUCCUAUUGUCGACAGGCAAGGCAAAAGUGUCUACCCGUCGAUCGCAUCUGGCCUGCUCACUGCGACAGGUGUGUGGCCAAGGGCCUUCCGUGCACGGCGCCUCUUACGAAGCACGCCGAGUCUCGUCAACCUGCCCUGAAUCAGACCACGAUGUCGGCGCCGGAAAAGGCGCCGUUUCUCCUCGCGGCUGACCAUGCAAAGCAUUCAGGUACCUCUUCAAAGCGGCAGAAGCUCGACCUGACCGGAACGUACGCAGCGACUGUCCGUCCUGAGCAAAAGGAACAGGAUGGGCCCGAGUUUCGCUAUGAGCCGCUCAAAAAGGGUGAGUUUCGCAUUCUUGAGUUACACCGCGGCACGAAAGACGAGGAGAUCGUGUGCGAGCUGCGUGUGUGGAACCCAAACAUCCAGUAUGACACCGUGUCGUACUUGCGUUCCUUUGAGGAUCAAAUCCCCUUGACGGUUCUUUCUCCCAUUGAGAACCCCAAAAAGUUCAUAAUGCCCAAUCUUUACGCAGCCUUGAAAUAUCUGCGCUUCGAAGAUAAGUCGAGGUAUCUCUGGAUCAACGCGCUCUGCAUCGAUCACAGCAGUGUGGACGAGAGAAGCGAGCAUGUCCACGUCAUUCGCAGGAUCUUUGGCCAGGCGAAAAACGUUUACCUCUGGCUUGGAGAGCCGGACGGCUCCACGAAUGGUGACAUACGUACCGCAAUUGAUUUUGCCAACGAACUUGUGAAUCCAGGCGUCUUCGACCGCGCCGUGCGAGAUGUCGAACGCGUGGCGCAAUGGAAUGCAAUUUUGAAUCUGCUUCGUCAAUCCCUAUUUGAACGACGUUGGGUUGCGCUAGAAGUUGUCAUAGCCGGUAAAGCAACGAUACUUUACGGCGACGGCAAGAUAGACUGGCCCAACUUUGUCGACAUUGCCACAAUGUUCGAACGUGCUGAGGGCCAGGACCAAGCUAUAACCCGUCUAUUCACCCAAGCAUCGCUUGAGAAUUUGCCCACCAUUGGCGACGCGCGAAAUCUCAGCGCGUGUCGGUUUAUCAACUUAAUCGCCAACAUCUCCGAGCAGUCGAAGAAAAACGUCCUUAGCUUGGAGAAUUUGGUACACGAGUUAGCUUCUUUCAAAAGCUGGGAUGUCCGUGAUGCCAUCUACGCCUGUGUCCCUCUCGCACACGACUUCCGCGAUUGGAGAAUUCUCAGUCGCGAGGAGAUUCAAAAGGUUCGAAAGGCAGCCAAUAAGUUCCUGGGCUUGUUUCGUCGAAAGGUACGUCUUCGCGAGAAGCCAGUGGUGAUACACUCAAGCAAUCCAGAACGUGGCUUGAAUGGAUACUACUCGUCCCUCUGGACUGAGACCACGGAUCUUGAUGCAAAGCGUGAAAUUGACACCUUUUUAAGCCGGAGAAACCAGGAUCUGAUUCCUUACAAUGUUGACUAUCGCAUGCCGGUGCUUUUCACUUACAGAGAGUUCAUCACGCACGUCUUGAGGACAAGCAAAUCGCUAGGAAUACUCUGCCGGCCCUGGGCCCCAAAGAAAAGGGUCUUGGCAGGGAACAUUGACGGUAAAGUGCCAUCCUGGAUAGCAACGCUGGAUCGAGCAGCGUUUGACUCGGAUCGCAACGUCGCAAGCUACGUGCGUGUCAAUGCAGAUCCACUCGUCGGAGCGCCGGGCAAAGAGCCGUACAAUGCCUCGUUAGGCUUACCUGCGUCUUGGACAUUCCCUAUCACUCAAGUAGGUCAACCAAUGAAGCUCUACGUCGACGGGUUCGUUUUGACCAAGAUCUCCGAGACUAGAUCGGAGGCCGUCGGUGGCAAUAUUUCCGUCAAGUGGCUGGAAUUUGCCGGUUGGGAUCCGGGCAGCUUGAAGAUCGAGACGAAGGAGACACAUAUGUACGAAUGGGAAGAGCAGAUGUCGAAGGGAGACCAAAAACCUGAUUUAGAUGAUCAAUGUCUUCCUGACAGCCUCUGGCGUACUUUGGUUGGAGAUCGUGAUCUGAAUGGAGGACGUGCACCGCUUUCCUAUAGGAGUUCUUGUCAAGCUGUUUUCGUGGAGAGCAACGAGAACUUCACCUUCAACACCGUAAAGCUUCUUGAGCAUACCAACCAUUCCAAGGACAAGGAAUUCAUCCAGCGCAUCCAAGAGGUCGUGUGGAACAGGAAGCUGAUCAGAACAGGACUGAAGACAAAGGGCGGGACAGAUCGACGUUAUCUGGGCCUCGCGCCCGAGGGUGCAGAAAGGGGCGAUCUGAUCUGCAUCUUGUACGGAUGCAGUGUACCCGUUGUGAUUCGGGAAAUGGAUGACGGCCACGAACUCAUCGGAGAGUGCUACAUCGACGGGAUGAUGGACGGGGCGGCCUUGGGCCUGCAGAUAGCGGAGAACAUACCGAAAACUACAUUUAGACUGGUUUAAGCAUACGAUAGAUGCACAUUGGUGCCACUCGGAGUAGACAAAAAAGCACAGAAGAAAAUUUUUUUUCCCCUUUAUGUGGUUGGGUUGAGAAGGCGGCGGGCAAACGGGGUCAACGAACGGAGCAGUCAUGGAAGAGUCGCGAACAAACUCGAGAGAGAUCUCCGCGCGUGUUGCAUGGAGCUCCUUCCCGGAAGGCGCGGGCGGAGGCGUGGAUCCCAGGCAUUGUUUCGCGACCUUGGACGAGUUGCCGUCGCUCUUGCAGCGCGGUCGCAGCACGAGGAACGGACUGGGCGGGAGGAAUGGAGAGAGUCAAGGUGGGCGGGGGCCGGCACAGUCUCUGAACGUGGACCUGCACGACGAAACGGCCGAGAGACUCGAGAUGCUUUGCCAGACUCGUGGCGACAUGCGUGCAUGUCAAGAGCGCAAAUCGAAAUCAGGAACGCUGAAGGGGGGUAAAGCAAGGUCUUGGCAUGGCAAACGUCUCUCUUUUACUUAUUAUGCGCACGCCUCAGCCCUCUCGGAGGGUCCUUCGUCAUCGUCUUUAUUAUCCCUCUAUUUUAUGUAUCUUGGCUCGUCCGCGUGGCCUGUACAGCGACACCGUAACAAAACAGGUACAGCACAGAGAAAGGUUCCUCGAAGCCACGAGCUUAUCUUGCUGCCACGGUAAGCUUUGUGCAAAAGUCUACAGAAGUCGAACUCAUCAUCAUGACCCGUCAUCGCUUUGCAAACUGAGGUUUUUCUUCC
Molecule: messenger RNA, 3722 nt
Organism: Verruconis gallopava
Lineage: Eukaryota; Fungi; Ascomycota; Dothideomycetes; Venturiales; Sympoventuriaceae
Exons: 3
Coding region: 306-2978 (890 amino acids)
Biological process (GO): regulation of DNA-templated transcription
Molecular function (GO): DNA-binding transcription factor activity, RNA polymerase II-specific; zinc ion binding
Source: RefSeq, a predicted model, not a curated record